AUGGUGAAGAGACGCACGGGGCAGCGCGUCAGGCUCUACGUCCGGGGCACCAUCCUCGGCUUCAAGAGGUCGAAGUCGAACCAAUACGAGAGCACAUCGCUGGUGCAGGUCGAGGGGGUGAACACCAAGGAGGACGUGGCGUGGUACGGUGUCGCCGCGACGGAAGAAGCCUCCUCCGCUCUUCUCUGCUCGCCGGAUAGGUAG
This is a messenger RNA of Triticum turgidum subsp. durum (durum wheat), 204 nucleotides long. Lineage: Eukaryota; Viridiplantae; Streptophyta; Magnoliopsida; Poales; Poaceae. The record is from the annotation of a GenBank genome assembly.